Molecule: messenger RNA, 899 nt
Organism: Leptonychotes weddellii (Weddell seal)
Lineage: Eukaryota; Metazoa; Chordata; Mammalia; Carnivora; Phocidae
Source: RefSeq, a predicted model, not a curated record
ACCACAGGCACGUGCAGCGACCCCGCGGCCCACAGCUGUGAGCUGUGCGGCAAGGCCUUCCGCCUGCAGCGCAUGCUCAACCGCCACCUCAAGUGCCACAACCAGGUGAAGAGGCACCUGUGCACCUUCUGUGGCAAGGGCUUCAAUGACACCUUCGACCUGAAGAGGCACGUCCGCACGCAUACAGGCAUUCGCCCCUAUAAAUGUGACAUCUGCAACAAAGCCUUCACCCAGCGCUGCUCCUUGGAGUCCCACCUGAAGAAGAUCCACGGGGUGCAGCAGCAGUAUGCCUACAAGCAACGCCGGGACAAGCUCUACGUCUGCGAGGAUUGUGGCUACACGGGUCCCACCCAGGAGGACCUGUACCUGCAUGUGAACAGUGCCCACCCGGGCAGCGCCUUUCUCAAAAAGACAUCCAAAAAACUAGCGGCUCUUUUGCAAACCAAGCUGAUGUCCACGCGCCAGGGGAAUGCCAACCUGAGUGAGGAGGAGGAGAAGUGAGGGGGGCGGAGGUAGCCAGAGCCACCGCGUUUACGGGGAUUUGGGGUUUUGAAGGUCCCCUGCCCCACUUGGGUUCAGUUCAUCCCUCUGCCCUUCUGGGGCCUGAGCAGGGGGAUCUGUUCUAAGGGUUGUUGAUGAUAAUAGUGGUGUCUGGCCCCCCCCACCCCCCGUAACCCACAUCCUGUUGAACAGUCAAAAUUAACAAAAGUUUGUGGAUGGUCAUGAUCGCCAUGAGGAGUUGGUUUUUUUUUCUUUCUUUCUUUCUUUUUCCUUCUUUUAGGAUUUUCACAUGUGGAGGCAGAGGUGUUCUUAGAGAGACUCAUUUUAUGGUGCCUUGAAAUAAAAGUACUUCCACUUACCAUGCUACUCAAGCAAGGAAAAUGAAUUUUAUUAUUCCG